This is a messenger RNA of Anolis carolinensis (green anole), 3568 nucleotides long. Its product is annotated as zinc finger protein 436. Gene Ontology annotation, cellular component: nucleoplasm. Gene Ontology annotation, biological process: regulation of transcription by RNA polymerase II. The transcript is spliced from 5 exons. Gene Ontology annotation, molecular function: DNA-binding transcription repressor activity, RNA polymerase II-specific; RNA polymerase II cis-regulatory region sequence-specific DNA binding. Bases 176 to 2257 code for a protein of 693 amino acids. The record is from RefSeq and is a predicted model, not a curated record. Lineage: Eukaryota; Metazoa; Chordata; Lepidosauria; Squamata; Anolidae.
GAGAAGCCCCGCCCCCAGAGAAGGAUUGUCUCAGGGAGAGGAGUCAGGUGAUGCUCUGGCUCUUUCCGCCCCUUCUCUCUGGAAGCCACGAGGUACUUUACUUGGACUUCAUCUCUCCAUAAUCUUGUGUAGCCUUUGUUCGUGGCAUAAAAGGGGAAGAGGUUCUUCAACCAAGAUGGAAGCUGUUUUGGAGCCCAGAGUGAAGAUGGAGGAGCCAAACCAAUGUGGCCCCGAAGGAGGAAGAGAGCCCAAUACAAUGUGGGGCAGGAGAAGGGUUGUAUCCUGGGGGAGAACCGGGCAGGAUGCUCUAGAUGAGAAGGGGUUCAGUGCAGACUUCCAUGGGGCUGAUGGGCCCCGAGAGGUCUGCAGCCGCCUCCACUCUCUCUGCCGCCUGUGGCUGAAGCCUGAGGAACAUACCAAGGCGGAGAUGCUGGACCUGGUGCUCCUGGAGCAGUUCCUGGCCGUCCUUCCUGCGGAGAUGGAGCGCUGGGUGAGGGAAUGUGGGGCAGAGACCAGUUCCCAGGCCGUGGCUUUGGCGGAAGGAUUCCUCCUGAGUCGGGCAGAAGAAGAGCGGCAGGAGAGAGAGGUCCUUCAGGCCCAGGAGACCCCAGUGGAGACCAGCAAGAGGUUCUCUUCUGGGUGGAUUGGACUAGAGGACAACACAGGAGAGUCCUCUCUGGGAGGUGAGCCCAGGGUGCUGGGAAGACGUGGCAGCUCCACUCUUUCUGAUGCCAGAGAAGUGGCAUCAGCAUCAGUUCAACAAGAUCAGGUCAUGUUUGAGGAUGUGGCUGUACAUUUCAGUGAGGCGGAGUGGGCCUUACUAAAUACGGAUCAACGGUCCCUGCACAGGGAGGUCAUGGAAGAAAAUUAUAGGAUGGUGUCUUCUCUGGGUGAUGAUGGACAAGGGAGUGAAAAUGGGGGAGCUCCAAAUAAGAUGUGGCUGAAAACAGGGAGACGUAAAAAGGAAGCAGAAAGAAGCCCGAGAAUAGAAGCAGAAGGAUACAACAGGAAUCAGUGCCCUGUCGACACCAGGGAAAUAACAAUAGAACAAACAAUAGACGAAAACAGGGAGAUGGGAAACAGCCCUGUCUCUGAGAAUGGCUUCUUCAAGGAGGCAUCUAGUAUACACCCUGCACACAAUGAGAAACACAAAAUUGUGGACAUGCCAUAUAUAUGCCUGGAGUGUGGAAAAUGCUAUCCCAAAAAGAAUACCCUAAGAAGACACCAAAAAACCCACAUGGGAGAGAAGCCAUAUAAAUGCCUGGAGUGUGGAAAAUGCUAUCCCAAAAACAAUACCCUAAGAAGACACCAAAAAACCCACUUGGGAGAGAAGCCAUAUAAAUGUAAGAACUGUGGAAGAUGUUUCAUUGAGAAAGGAAAUCUCAAGAGACAUGAAAUCAUCCACACAGGAGAGAAGCCCUAUAAAUGCCUGGAGUGUGGAAAAGGUUUUACUAAUAAGAUCUCUCUUAUUGGACAUGAAAUGAAUCACAGAGGAGAGAAGCCCUAUAAAUGCCUGGAGUGCGGGAAGGGUUUCUGUUGGAAACUUAGCCUAAAACUUCACCAAAACACCCACAGUGGAGAGAAGCCAUAUAAAUGCCUGGAAUGCGGAAAGGGUUUUUCUGAUAAGAGGAUUCUCAUUGGACAUGAAAUGAAUCACAGAGGAGAGAAACCCUAUAAAUGCCUGGAGUGCGGGAAGAGUUUCACUUUGAGAGAUAGCCUAAGGCUGCACCAAAAAUCCCACAUGGGAGAGAAGCCAUAUAAAUGCCUGGAGUGUGGGAAACGCUUCCCUCAGAUAGAAGUCCUCACUGCACAUCAAAAAACCCACAGGGGAGAGAAUCCAUAUAAAUGCAUGGAGUGUGGAAGAUGUUUCUUUCUGAAAUCACACCUCAAGAGACAUGAAAUCGUCCACACAGGAGAGAAGCCCUAUAAAUGCCUGGAGUGUGGAAAAGGUUAUUCAGAUAAGAGAUCUCUUAUUGGACAUGAAAUGAAUCACCGAGGAGAGAAACCCUAUAAAUGCCUGGAGUGCGGGAAGAGUUACAGCCUUAAAGCUGUCCUUGCAGGUCACCAGAACAGUCAUAAACGAGAGAGUGGGAAGAGUUUGAGCUACAAAUCAGACCUCAAAAAUGUCCAGGAUACUCUUAUAGAAGGCAAAACCAAAGACAUGUCUGGAGUGAGGGAAAAGCUUCCACGGGAGAGCAAGUCUCAAGGCCCACUAAAAAACCCACACGGGAGAGAAGUCAAAAAGCCUCGAUUCUGAGAAGUGUGAACUGCAAAUCAAUCCUCAAAGAUUACCGGAAUGUUCAUAGAAAGAGAAAUUGUACAUAUUCCUGCCUUGUGGGAAGAGAUGAGUUGCACAACAAGCUUCACAAAGUAGUAGAAAACUACUUUUUUCCCACAAGAUGGCGCCGAGGCAAUAAGCCUCGUACGGAGCUCUGAGAAGCAAAAUAUUCUAUCUGCUCUAAUCGUCCUUGCUUGCCUCAGCUCAAUUUGAAUCUGAGCAUCCCUUCAACCUUCUGAGGGACUGGAAUGAGGGCGGAUUCCAGAGGAAUUCAGGAGGAUUAGGUAGGCGAAGAGAAAAGAAGAUCUGGAGGGUAAGAUGGGGCACGGCCGCCAUUAAUUUGGCUGAGAGAGACUCCUCGCUCCCUGCCCUCCUUCCUUCGCCUCUUUGCUUCUUUGCAUCUGUUCCAUCUGCUCCAGAGGUGACAGGAGCUCUGCUCCUUCGGCACGCUGCUGUUUGGGAGGCUGCUGACUUUACGAGCCAUCUCUCCGUCCUGGGAGGUGGCUCCCUCCCUCCCUGCUGAUCAGCUGCUAGGCCACCGAGCCAUUCUGGGAGGUGGCCGAAGAACUCAGCCGACCCUUCCCAGCAGAGCUGGUCCUUCUCAGCAGGCUCUCGCUCUCCUGAGCCCAAAGUGCUGCCUUGCCAUCUCGGGAGGCAGCAGGAGCCCCAGUCUUUUCCCAUGGGCUGUUGCUGAGCGGACGUCAGACCACUGGGAAGUGGCUGAAGAACUCAGCCAGCCCUUUCCAGCAGGCACUCGCUUUUCUGGGCCCAACGUCUCACUUCAUCAUCCCGGGAGGCUGCAGAAGUCCCAGUCUUUGCCGUGGGCUGCGGCUGUUGGACCACUGAGCCACCUCGCCGUUCCGGGAGGUGGCCGAAGAGCCUAGCAGAUCUUCCAAAGGCCUUUGCCCUCCUUGGGCCCAACGCGCCACCUCGCUGUCCCGGGAGGCGGCAAGAGUUCCAGCUGCGCGCCAUCAGGUGUCUGGUCAACCAUCAAGCUAUUCAGCAACAUUACCGACCUGGGAGGUGUGAGCAGCGCCAGAAGUCACUACACUGUCUACCAUCCGAUUACAUUGCAGCUUGCCAUCUUAGCCCUUAUCCUUUUUUUUUUUAAUUUAAUUUUUUUUAUUUUAUUUUUUUUAUUAUUUUUCCUUUCUUUGAUUUUUAUUUUAGUUUUAAAUGUGGGAGUGAGAAAGUUUUAAUUUAAUUUAACAGGGGAGGAGAUAUUUGACUGUGAUAGGAAGUGGGUUUGCGAGACUGGUAUUAAAGAUCAUAGGAAGUGAUCACAUAGGA